GUGCUUCUUUCCCAAUUAUUUAUCUAGCCCCAAUUGCAUUUGACGAUCCCUUUCCUCUCCUCCUUGAAGACCAUCAAAAUUCCCCAGACUUCGCCCAUCGUCUAUAAUUCUAUUCUUUCUCAUUCUCAUCGCUAUCCCUGUCAUCGACGGAGAUGGCGGUGCGGAGACGCGACCACACAUGGUAAAGCUGGGGGAAGGGUUGACAACCAAGACGAAAUCGAUGGAGAUGGCGGUGCGGAGACGCGGCCACACAUGGGGAAGGGUUGACGACCAAGAAGAAAUCGAUGGAGAUGGCGGUGCGGAGAUGCGGCCACACAUCAGGAAGGGCGGACGACCAAGACGGAAUUGAUGGAGAUGGCGGUGCGGAGGCAGCGGCUGCACAUGGGUAAGGUAUUGGGAGAUUGCAGAUGGAGAAGUCAAAUUGGUAGCCAUGUGUGCCUUAAUCGGUAAUGAUUUUGUCAUUUUCAAAGCUCCCUAAGUCUCAUUUUACCCUCCGCAGCCGAAAUUGUGUCCGGGUCUAUGCUAUUGAGAAUCAAUUGAACUGGUUCUCUAAUGUUGAGCAUUAGUGAGAAAGUGGAAGGGGCUAGUGAUCAGCUUGAUAGAGCUUCUAUGUUCCUGGAAGGCUGAGAAGCCUGCGGUGGGAAGUAUUGGGUUCUCGCAGAGGGUGGAGUAAGGUUAAAAUCAUGAUGAAAAUUAGUGAAAUUGGUGGGUUUAUACCGUUUAAGUGUAGGGUCUUGAACAUAUAUUAUGACAAGGUUAAAGAAUGCAAUAAUCUGAUGGUGAAUUUUGCGUCUGCUGCAGGCCUAACAUCUACAACUGGAGGAUUGGAAGUCAAAAAUGAGGAAUGGCUCCAGGAAACCUUCACCUUGACUGCAAAAUUGCAAGUCCCUGCUGCAUUCUGCUCUAGUUGAGUAAUAUGCAAAAGCCGAAUGUAGAAUUCCAGGGCAGCUAUAAAGUGAUCAAUUCUUGACAUGGCACUUUACUGCAAUGGGAUACGGUUGAUUGUCGAGUGGUUCAGAACCCUGACCGUAGAGCAACGAUAUAAGACAAAUUGAAGGAAAACUCACUGACAGGUAUACUGUGACUAACUUUUGAUUAAUUAUCUUCUACUGUCAUAUCUGUCUUGUUUAAUUAGAGACCCAAUUUGGGCGUAUAAUAAGUAUGCAAAGGAAGAAUCCCAAAAACUUAGGGUAUUUGCUUGCAUAUAAAGUAACUAAUGUAUGGUUGAAAAUUAAAAGGAAAUAUAUUUAUUAGGUAGGCUUUUUUAAGCCCUGUUUAGCGGGGAAAGCGAAAGUUCCUUUAAUUGGACGAAUAUCCUUAUUUGUUUGCCUUAUAUAUAAUGAGUUUUUGCUUCUCUUUUAUUUAUUUGCGUUAUUCUCAUCUUUGCUUUUCAGCUGUGUGCGAAGUCUAAGGUUCCUCUGCUGUUAAACUUCCUUUUUCCUUAUUUUUUUUUAAUGUUAGAUAGUUAUCUUCCAUCUCCCAUUGUAAAUGACAAGUCAGUUGAAUUAUGAUGAAGGAUGGUGUUAUAUAUAUGGUCUUUUUAGCUGUUGGAUUUGACAAAAACCUAUAUGAAUUGUUGUUUUAUAGUUUUCCACCGUGUUAUUUUGUUAGUCAAAGUUUUGCCGAGGAACAUGGAUCGAAAAGUCGAGUAAUGGCCAUUGUUAGUUUACCUUGUUCCUGAUUUUGUAUGCAUCCAUUGUUGCCAAUGUAUAACUUUACCUAUUAUUGGUGAAAAUUGUUUGUUUCACAAUUGAAAUUAGGGGCAAGAGGCUGGCGGAAUAUAUGGCUAUUGAAAAAAGCCCAAAAAUCAAUAACAUCCUUAUAGGAAAUUCUUCACAACACAAGAACCUUACAAGGAGGAGGCUUGAGUUUAGAGAUGGCGAUGCGACACCAAUUUCUAAUAUCAUUAUCAUUGAUGAUGAUGAUGAUGAUGAUGAUGAUGAUGAGCCUGACUUGAAAAAUAAUUCUGAGGUCGUGAUGGAGUUUCCGAUCACUAGUAGCAUGCAGUUGACUUCAGAGGAGGUUGGACUGGCAUAUUACAUCUUUGUGGAAGAUCUUGCUACUAAGAAGAUUCUAGUCAAGAAUGGUUCUCAGUCUUGUACUCGUAGCUCACUGUGGAGCUUGUUGCCUAACGAGUACCUAGAUGAUGAGGUGGGAGUACAGAAGUAUGUCUAUACUGUUGAUAGUGUAUUCAAUGAUUAUUGAUUCAGCUACUUGCGCAAUGCCUACGGAUGCAACAAGGUACUUCUUUAACAAUUCAAGAAGUAUUGUGUACAUGUUUUUCCCUUAUAAUUUGUUCUAUGUUGGUGAUCUUAAUGUCGACAUUUGUCAGAUCUAUCUACCAUUGAAGGAUGGUAAGCAUUGGUACCUGUCCGUGCUAAUGAUGGAAUUAGAAGAAGUUCAUUUGGUCGACUCAGCACCUAGGGCAAACAACAAUGAGUUUCGUAGGAAGACCGUACGCCAUAUGGUUAGUAAACUAGUGUAGCUUUAUAGUUAAUUGGUUUAUAUUCCUUCUUCGGUUGAGUAAUAUUCACAUGGUUUUGUAGAUGAAUGUUUUACAUGAUUUAUUCCUUAAGUUGUACUUUGAAUUGGGUACAAUGAAGGCGCUGCCGAAAAUUAGUGCGUUUCAGCUGGUUAUUCCUGAUGGGGUUCCUAUACAAUCAAACAAGUAAGGGGGGACAUAUUUGUUUGAUACCACUAUGAAACAUUUGAUUUAAGCAUAAACUUAUGAAGUAGCUUUUUGUAUUAGAUUUGAUGGUGGCAUGUGGGUUUGCUUAUGGAUGAGGUUCUCAAGUAACUUGGGAAGAUAUGAUGUCGAGGUAAGGGAUCUUGGUCUGUUAUGAUAUUUGUUUGACAAUUGAAAUGCAAGGUUUGUUUUCUAAUGUUUACUUAUUUUCGUGUGUACACAGCCUUGUGUCGAUGGGAUACGAAAUAGGCUUGCUCUGGACAUGAUCCUCAAAGAUAUGGCUGUCAUGCAUGGAGAUGCAUACCUUUAAAUUUUUUUUGUUUCUUGUUUUAUUUGUUGAACUAGUUUAUUUAUUGUUUGAUAAUCCUUUCCCCAAAUGUUUAGUUCCAUAGUAUCGAUUAUUGUGGUACAUUGACAAUUUUUUAGGCAUACACUAGAGUUUGUUUUGCAUGCCUUCGGUUUUCCCAAGUUACGUGGCUAGACACCAUAUUUUACCUUGUUAGUCCGCUCUUAGUUUCAUGCAUUGUUGAGGCCCGUGCUUACUGUCUAUUACUUAACAAUGUGUCCUAGUAAAUUUAGGAGCAUGCUCGGAGAAUUCAUAUCGAAGCAUACACAAGGGAAGGCCAUCGAGCUGCAAUAACACCACCAAAAGCAGAUCGGUUAAUAAAAUCCUUUUUUUCCUCCAGACGAAACCCUACAACUGGUUACGACAUUUUUAUGCAAAACAACGCCGUAUUCGGGAGGCGUGAAUCAUCUUCUUCCCCACAUCUCCCUCUGUCAUUCUUUUGUUUCGUUUCUCAGCACCUCCAAAUGGUCGAACUCAUGCUGGAAAACCCGUGCUGAAAGCCCCAACAAGCUGAUACUAAACCUUGCACCAUUAAUGUCCAUAACAUCAACUUUUACAGAUUCAGGUCUCUGCGAGAGAACAUAAAGAAAAGAAAGUUUUCCGAAUAUAAUUAACAAUCAGGG
Messenger RNA from Linum trigynum, 3655 nucleotides. The record is from the annotation of a GenBank genome assembly. Lineage: Eukaryota; Viridiplantae; Streptophyta; Magnoliopsida; Malpighiales; Linaceae.